CGAGCGAGCCAGAAGAAAUAUAGGGUUUCUUCCCUUCUUUCGUGCGGCCGACACUCGGGAGAGAGAGCGCGAUGGCGCAGUCGCUGGAGCUGCUGCUGAUCCAAUUCUUGAUGCCGGACAACGACGCCCGGCGGCAGGCGGAGGACCAGAUAAAGCGGCUGGCGAAGGACCCGCAGGUGGUGCCGGCGCUCGUCCACCACCUCCGCACCGCCAAGACACCCAAUGUCCGCCAGCUCUCUGCCGUCCUCCUCCGCAAGAAGAUCACCGGCCACUGGGCCAAGCUCCCCCCCCACGUCAAGCACUCCGUCAAGUCCGCCCUCAUCGAGAGCAUCACCCUCGAUCCCAGUCCCCCAGUGAGGCGAGCAAGUGCCAAUGUUGUGAGUGUCAUUGCUAAGUAUGCUGUCCCAGCUGGAGAGUGGCCUGAUUUAUUACCUUUUCUUUUCCAAUGCAGCCAAAGUGCACAAGAAGACCAUAGAGAAGUAUAUUGUCUUGGUACUGGGCUCCGUACUGGUGCGACCCUGUCGCUAUAUUGGUGCAUUCGGUACGGAGGCCGGUUCGAUGUACCGAGUAUUGGUAUGCUCUCCGUACCGUAUAGCGGUACUAAACCGAUACAGUACAAUAUGUUUCGUAUCGCCCAGUUUAGUACGGUGGCUUUGAUCCUUUUCAGCUCUCUAACUGAAACAAUCGGCCCUACAUUUCAAUCCCAUUUUGCAGAUUUACAACCUAUUCUGCUUAAAUGCUUACAAGAUGAGACUAGCACUCGUGUCAGAGUUGCUGCUCUAAAGGCAGUUGGGUCUUUGAUAGAGUUUAUCAAUGAUGGAGCCAAUGUAGUAAAGCUGUUUCGAGAAUUUAUUCCUAGUAUUUUAAAUGUAUCACGGCAAUGCCUUGCUAAUGGCGAGGAAGAUAUCGCUUCUAUUGCUUUUGAAAUCUUUGAUGAGCUCAUUGAAUCUCCUGCUCCACUUUUGGGGGACUCUGUAAGAUCUAUUGCACAAUUUUCGCUUGAAGUUUGUUCAAGUCAGAGUUUGGAAUUAAACAUACGGCACCAGGCAAUUCAGAUAAUAUCAUGGCUUGCAAAGUACAAAGCCUCCUUUCUGAGAAAGCACAAACUGGUCAUACCUAUUCUGCAAGUUAUGUGCCCUUUACUUACAGAAACAUCUGCUGGAGAAGAAGAUUCUGAUCUUGCAGCUGAUAGAGCUGCUGCAGAAGUUAUUGAUACAAUGGCUAUAAACAUACCAAAACAUGUGUUUCCACCAGUUCUUGAAUUUGCUUCUAUGAACUUUUGUCAUAUUAAUCCCAAGUACAGAGAGGCUUCUGUUACAGCGUUGGGUGUUGUUUCUGAAGGUUGUUUUGAGUUGUUAAAAGAUAAGUUGGAAUAUGUUCUAAAUAUUGUAUUGGGAGCUUUGAAGGACCAAGAGCAAAUGGUAAGAGGAGCAGCAUCAUUUGCACUGGGCCAAUUUGCAGAACAUUUGCAGCCGGAGAUUUUGUCUCACUAUGGAAGUGUACUUCCCUGCAUUCUAAAUGCUCUAGAGGAUCCAUCUGAUGAAGUAAAGGAAAAGUCAUAUUAUGCUCUAGCAGCAUUUUGUGAGGACAUGGGUGAGGAAAUUCUUCCUUACCUGGAUCCUCUAAUGGGAAGAUUAAUCACAACUCUCCAAAGCAGUCCACGCAAUCUGCAAGAAACAUGCAUGUCUGCAAUAGGCUCGGUAGCAUCUGCAGCUGAGCAGGCUUUUAUUCCAUAUACAGAGAAGGUUCUUGAAUUAAUGAAAACCUUUAUGGUUCUCACAAAUGAUGAGGAUUUGCGCUCACGAGCUAGGGCAACCGAGUUAGUUGGAAUGAUUGCAAUGGCAGCUGGACGAACAAGAAUGGAACCAAUUUUACCUCCUUUCAUUGAAGCUGCACUUUCUGGUUUUGCACUGGACUUUAGUGAGCUUCGGGAAUACACUCAUGGAUUCUUCAGCAAUAUUGCUGAAAUAUUAGAUGAUGGUUUUACACAGUACCUACCACACGUUGUUCCUCUAGCAUUUUCUUCAUGCAAUCUGGACGAUGGGUCUGCUGUGGACAUUGAUGAUGCUGACAGUAUUGAUAAUGGCUCUGGGGCCGUGUCUUCAGAUGAUGAUACAAAUGAUGAGCCAAGAGUUCGUAAUAUCAGUAUAAGGACAGGGAUCUUGGAUGAAAAGGCAGCAGCAACCCAGGCUAUUGGCUUGUUUGCACUUCAUACCAAGCAUUACUAUGCACCCUAUUUGGAGGAGUCAAUGAGGAUAUUAAUUAGACACUCUGGCUAUUUCCAUGAAGAUGUGAGGCUUCAGGCUGUGAUAGCUUUAAAACAUGUUUUGACAGCUGCACAGGCAAUUCCUUCAGGACACAGUGAUGUUUCAGAAAAACAAAAGGAAAUUCUUGAUACCACAAUGAAUAUCUGUAUCAAGACCAUGACAGAGGAUGAUGAUAAGGAAGUUGUUGCUCAAGCAUGCAUGAGUGCAGCAGACAUCAUGAAGGACUGUGGUUAUGCUGCAUUAGAGUCCUAUAUACCUAGGCUUGCUGAGGCAACCCUGAUGCUUCUACGCGGGGAAUCAUCUUGUCAACAAGUGGAGUCUGACACUGAUACUGAAGGUGAUAUUGAUCAUGAUGAAGUGCUCAUGGAUGCAGUAUCAGACCUCCUUCCUGCUUUUGCAAAGGCUAUGGGAUCCCAUUUUGAACCUAUUUUUGCCAAGUUAUUUGAUCCUCUAAUGAAAUUUGCUAAAGGUCCACACCCACCCCAAGAUCGAACAAUGGUUGUUGCUUGUCUGGCCGAGGUUGCUCAGGAAAUGGGUGCUCCAAUUUCUUCUUAUGUUGAUGUAGGAAGCUUACUUCGCUAUUCAUUCAUUAGAUGUUUAGCCAUUUUUUCCAUUUAUCUGCGCGAAUUGUUUACAGUUACUUUUAUUGUAAUAAAUUAUUAUCAGAGAAUAAUGUCUUUAGUACUGAAAGAACUAGCAUCAUCUGAGGCAACUAAUCGGAGGAAUGCUGCUUUCUGUGUUGGUGAGAUCUGUAAAAAUGGCGGUGCUCCAACACUAAAAUAUUAUGGAGAUAUACUUCGUAGUCUUUGGCCAUUAUUUGGCGAGUCAGAGCCCGAUGAUGCUGUAAGAGAUAAUGCUGCUGGAGCAGUUGCAAGGAUGAUAAUGGUGCAACCUCAAUCUAUUCCUCUCAACCAGGUGUUACCAGUAUUUUUGAAAGCUUUGCCACUAAAAGAAGAUCGCGAGGAGUCAUUAACUGUCUAUAGUUGCAUUUGCAACCUACUUUUAUCUUCAAAUCCCCAGAUUCUUCCGCUAGUGCCGGAUGUGGUCCAAAUUUUUGCUCAAGUUGUAGUAUCUCCUGCUGAGAAUGAUGAAGUUAAAGCACAGAUUGGCAUGGCUAUUUCACACCUGAUAUCAGUCUAUGGUCCCCAAAUGCAACCUAUCCUGAGUUCUCUUUCACCUGUACAUGCUAAUGCAUUAGCAGGUUAUGCGAGUAAAAGGUGAUAAUUACAUGGACGGCCAAACCCUUUGUCCUUAUGUAUGAAGUUCUGCUACCAAGCGGGCGUUGAGCUAGGCUGGAAGGAGGCACAUCUGCUCUUCAACAUGGUGGUUGUAUUUUUGGGUCCCUGUCCGGCUUAAGCUAGAGUUAUAUCUUACUUUUUAUUUUCGGGUGAACUUUUCAGGAGUUCCAGCUUGUGGUCAUUAUUUUAUCUUAAUCUGGGUGAUGUGCUGAACAUUCAAUCUUUGCCCUUAUUCUUUUAGCUUUUUGAGAUUUUUCCAGCGGUGAUUUUUUUUUUUUUUCCGGCGGUGAUUUUUUUUUCCGGUGGCGAUUUUUUUAUCGGCCUAUAACAUCAAAAGACCAGAAAUCGUUGUGAUAGGUAUUGAGUUUUGUGAUCAGCCUGUGUUUUUGCCUCUAUUUGAGAGUUCUCUAUUCAAUUUUUGUUGUAUAUACUUUUGUAAUUGAAUAUUAAUAAACUAUAUUUUUGUAUGAAAA
Phoenix dactylifera (date palm) is the source of this 3978-nucleotide messenger RNA. Lineage: Eukaryota; Viridiplantae; Streptophyta; Magnoliopsida; Arecales; Arecaceae. The record is from RefSeq and is a predicted model, not a curated record.